Messenger RNA from Coregonus clupeaformis (lake whitefish), 691 nucleotides. RefSeq names its product cystatin-B. The coding region runs from base 106 to 417 and encodes 103 amino acids. Gene Ontology annotation, cellular component: cytosol. Gene Ontology annotation, molecular function: cysteine-type endopeptidase inhibitor activity. NCBI's taxonomy places the organism in Eukaryota, Metazoa, Chordata, Actinopteri, Salmoniformes, Salmonidae. The record is from RefSeq and is a predicted model, not a curated record. The transcript has 3 exons.
UGCCUCCUUGUUCUAUCUGUGGUGUUAAAGUGGGCGAAUGUCGUCUUUGGUAUUUAAUUGCAAUAGUUUCAGUGACGGUGCUCGUUCGGUCGGUUGGUCAGUCUGAUGGUAAAGAUGCCACUGUGUGGAGGAACCACUGGGCCAAAGGAUGCCACUGAAGAGGUGCAAAAUAUUUGUGAUGAGAUGAAGCCGCAUGCAGAGCAGAAAACGGGGAGGAAUUUUGACGUUUUCACAGCGAAGACUUACAAGACUCAGUUGGUGGCAGGGACCAACUUCUUCAUCAAGGUUCAUGUUGGUGGUGAAGACUAUGUCCACCUGCGCGUGUAUAGAAUGCUCCCACACUACGGAAGCAAACUGGAGCUGACCAGGCUGCAGGAGUCCAAAGCCCACAGCGACCCCAUCGAGUACUUCGAAUGAACCCUGACCUUUGACCCAAUCAAGUACUUCUGAUGACCCCUGUGACCCAGCCGCAGUCCGAGCUGAACCCCAGUGCCUACCCUACCCAAUCCACCACAGCCUCCUUUCCCUACACAUAAUAGAUCUGUGGUCAUUCUACAGCCCUGGUAGCGUUUUCAUUAUCGGUUUUCAGUGUGUUUCUUAAUAAGGAUUUUAUCAUAUGUAGCUGAUAGGAAAAAAAAAUUAUGUAUAAAGGGAAGGGAAAUUGAAAUAAUAAAUGAGCUCCAAACAUGAA